Messenger RNA from Vitis riparia (riverbank grape), 1756 nucleotides. RefSeq names its product bifunctional riboflavin kinase/FMN phosphatase. The coding region runs from base 358 to 1524 and encodes 388 amino acids. Gene Ontology annotation, molecular function: riboflavin kinase activity. Gene Ontology annotation, biological process: FMN biosynthetic process; riboflavin biosynthetic process. NCBI's taxonomy places the organism in Eukaryota, Viridiplantae, Streptophyta, Magnoliopsida, Vitales, Vitaceae. The transcript has 13 exons. The record is from RefSeq and is a predicted model, not a curated record.
AAACGCCCCAGGUGCUUGGUGGCUACGCCAAUCAUCAAUUGAUACCUUCAAAUAUUCCUUAUAUGCGCAUAUCUGCAACGCUUACGGAUUUUAUGAUGUCUGUCUCUCUUCUCGCCGGUGGGAUGAGGAUGCCAAGAAUCAUCUCAGGCCCUGUUCAAAACUACCUAUCUCUGUAAGCGCUUUGGGUCAGUACCCUCCUUUUCUCUCUCAUGACAACAUCAUCUUUUUGGGCAAGAAUUUCAUAUCCAUACUCUACAAGUGCAUGCUGGAGCAUUUCUGAAUUGGAGUUUUGAAAUAUCAGUUGAGCUAUAGAAUGGCCGCAUAAUCUCUGUUGAAAGUCCUUGUUUGGUAUUCAAAAUGUCUGCAGCAAAGCCUCUAAAGAAGUUAGUCUCUGGUGUUAUCCUUGAUUUGGAUGGCACCCUUCUUAACACAGAUGGCAUUGUGAGUGAAGUCUUAAAAGUUUUCUUGGUUAAGUAUGAAAAGCAAUGGAAUGGGAAAGUGGCUCAUAAGUUAGUUGGAAAGACACCUUUUGAAGCUGCAGCUGUUAUUGUGGAAGACUAUGGGCUCCCUUGCACAACUGAAGAACUUAUGUCAGAAAUUACCCCGAUGUUCUCCAAUCAGUGGUGCAAUAUUAAGGCUCUUCCAGGUGCCAAUCGAUUAAUUAAACAUUUGCAUGGUCAUCGUGUGCCAAUAGCAUUGGCUUCAAACUCUCCAAGGGCAUCCAUAGAAUCAAAAAUAUCUUGCCAUCAGGGUUGGAAAGAAUCCUUCUCUGUUAUAAUUGGAGGUGAUGAAGUCAGAAUGGGGAAGCCAUCUCCUGAAAUAUUUCUUGAAGCAUCAAAAAGGCUAAGCGUCAAACCUUCCAACUGCCUCGUCAUUGAAGAUUCACUACCUGGUGUCAUGGCUGGUAAGGCUGCUGGAAUGGAAGUGGUUGCUGUACCUUCCAUUCCAAAACAAUCCCAUAUUUUCAAUUCGGCAGAUGAGGUGAUCAACUCUCUACUUGAUUUGCGACCAGAACAGUGGGGCUUACCUUCAUUCCAAGAUUGGGUCGAGGAUACCUUACCAGUAGAGCCUUGGUAUAUAGGUGGGCCUGUCAUUAAGGGAUUUGGUCGUGGGUCAAAGGUACUUGGAAUCCCAACAGCUAAUUUAUCCACCGAGGGCUAUUCAACUCUUCUUUCUGAACAAUCCUCGGGAGUAUAUUUCGGUUGGGCUGGAUUAUCAAAACAGGGUGUCUACAAGAUGGUGAUGAGCAUUGGCUGGAAUCCAUAUUUCAACAACACCGAGAAAACAAUAGAGCCAUGGCUGCUUCAUGAAUUUGAUGAGGAUUUCUAUGGCGAGGAAUUACAUCUUGUCAUUGUUGGCUAUAUACGACCUGAGGCCAAUUUUUCAUCCCUUGAGAGCCUGAUAGCAAAGAUUCAUGAGGAUAGGAGAAUUGCAGAAAGAGCUCUUGAUCUUCCCUUGUACUCAAACUUCAAGGAUGACCCCUACUUGAAAAUCCCCUUGCAUGGGGUCGAAAAUCAUUCUUAAACUGAGAGAUAUCAGUUGAAAGGAAAAUGAUUGUGACCCUAAUAUUCUCUUAUUUUGAUGAGACUUGAUGCUAAAAUACCAUGAGAACACAAUGGAGGGCAAAUAAAUGUUGGAAGAGAUCCAGUAUUUAUAUUCGCAUUUAGAAGUGAAGGAGAUAUCAAACCACUAUCAAGUUUGUCUAUAUAUGGUGGAAGAGACACCACACGUUUGCAAAGAGUUUCAUUAGCGUUUC